AUGUAAAAUAAUCAAGGCGCAGCCACUUAAGAGUAAUCUAUUAACUAAGAGAAUAAGUAGGAAACAAGAUUAUGCAAUAUAUGCUUGACUUUCUUUGGAACGGCAGCCACUUAAUUUUAUUGUUCUAAAUGUUACUAAACCAUACUAAAGGAAACCAGUUCAGAAACCAAGUAACAAAAAUAGGUUGUGUAAGAAAUAAAAUAGCAAGAUGAGGUAAUAAAGAUGAAAGAAAACCCCUCGAAAUGCAAGGUUUGUAAAAGAAAAUUGGGAAUAUCUGGCAUAUAAUGCAAAUGUGAAGCAUAUUUUUGCAAUAAGCAUCGUUUGCCAGAGGAGCAUUAAUGCACAUUUGAUCAUGCAGAAAAGGCUAAAUAAUUACUUAUUAAAAAUAAUCCAUUUGUUAAUAUCAAAAAGCUGGAAGAAUUGUGA
Messenger RNA from Paramecium tetraurelia, 426 nucleotides. RefSeq lists its product as uncharacterized. The transcript is spliced from 3 exons. Lineage: Eukaryota; Ciliophora; Oligohymenophorea; Peniculida; Parameciidae. Gene Ontology annotation, molecular function: zinc ion binding; DNA binding. The record is from RefSeq and is a predicted model, not a curated record.